CCAGUCUAGUGAGAAGUAGUGACGAAUUCGGUGUUUUCUUGGCCUGCCAAAUCCGGUGAAAAGAGACGUAUCAAUCUAGUGAGAACUAGUAACGAAUUCGGUGUUUUUUAGCCUGCCAAAUCCGGCGAAAAAAGAGUUCCCCCAUUCACGACUGGAAAGUGGAAAGUCGAGCCUUGAUUAAAUUAACCAGAUUCCUUAGUGAGAACUAGCAACGAAUUCGGUGUUUUUUAGCCUGCCAAAUCCGGUGGAAAAAGAGUUCCCCCAUUCACGCCGGUGAAAAAAGAGUUCCCCCAUUCACGCCUGGAAGGUGGAAAGUCGAGCCUUUAUUAAAUAACCAGAUUCCUUCCAUAAUUGAGUUCUUGCGGGUUCACAAUGUUCAACAACAGCUUCUCGAUCACCGUUUCCGACCAGUCUUCCGAUGAGCACGCCGACAAAAAAUUACGGGCUCGUGUCCGGAGGAAGUCCAAGAAAUUUGGGUUUCGAGGCAAGACUGAAUUCACUCGCCAAGUUGUGAGGCAGGUUCUCAAGUGGUGGCCUUUCCUGCUCUUCCUUUCUGCUGCAGCAUUGCUCAUUUUUGAAGUCUCCCGAAUCUAUGGAAAAUCAACAAGUCCACCACCGCCUCAAACCGCCCAGGCCCAGAAGAAGCCGGACCACCCUCAUUUUGAGAAGAAAGAGCAAGGGAACUUGAAUCGUCUCGAUCCCACCACCCGAGUCGUCGGUGGCGUUAGAGAACGUUGUCUGAAGCUUCUGGCUCCUGAAGAACUUGAACGUUUGGUUUUUCCGCAACAAAGAGUAUCUAAUAUUCCCAUUAAAAAAGUGGUAUACAUCACAGAGACUGAUAAAACUUAUGGAGAAGGGAACUUCACAAAGUCUCAGCAUGGUCUGGACGGCACAAGAUUUAAUUUAUUCACUGGAUACCAAACUCUGGACCAGAGAGAUCAAAGCUUUAAGGUGAACAAAACAGCAACAGUCCAUUGUGGUUUCUACAGUGAGAAAGGGGGGUUUAAGAUUUCUGAGGAAGAUGAAUUGUAUAUGCACGAGUGUGAAGUAGUGGUGUCUACCUGUGCAUUUGGUGGCGGAGAUGAUCUAUACCAACCAAUAGGGAUGUCAGAGCAGUCACUUCAUAAGGUUUGUUAUGUGGCUUUUUGGGAUGAAAUUACUCUUGCUGCACAAGAAGCUCAGGGUCAGAAAGUUGGUGAAAACCAUUUUAUUGGGAAGUGGCGGAUUAUAGUAGUUAAGGAUCUACCUUUUCGAGACCAAAGGUUAAAUGGCAAAAUUCCCAAGAUGCUAGCCCACCGUCUCUUUCCAAACUCAAGAUACUCAAUUUGGGUGGAUUCCAAGUCCCAGUUUAGGAGGGACCCUCUGGGAGUACUGGAAGCCCUUCUUUGGCGAUCAAAGUCUGUACUUGCAAUUUCAGAACAUGGAGCACGCAGUAGUGUGUAUGAUGAGGCAAAGGCUGUUGUCAAGAAAAACAAAGCAACACCUGAAGAGGUUGAAGUACAAUUAACUCAGUAUCGCAAGGAUGCACUACCAGAGGACAAGAGGUUCAAUGGAAAGAAAGCUCUAGCUGAGGCUUCCAUCAUUGUGAGGGAGCACACGACAACAACUAACCUCUUCAUGUGUCUCUGGUUUAAUGAGGUGGUUCGCUUCACUUCCCGUGAUCAGCUAAGCUUUCCAUAUGUUCUCUGGCGGUUCAAAGCAUUAAAGGACAUUAAUUUGUUCCCUGUAUGCACUCGCAAAGAUCUUGUUAAUAGCAUGGGCCAUGUACGCAAGGCCAAGCUUUUGACAAGUUAAUUUCUUAAUUUCCAUUCCUGCUUGGAUUCUUCUUUUUCCAUGUUUUGGAUAGUCUUAUUUGGCAUCCACUAACUUCAGGAGGAUGUUUUGGAGGAAGAGCUUGGGUAGAAUCGUCUUUUCACCGGUACUUGUUACCUGUACAUUGUAUUUGCUGCAGUUCGUUUUUUGCUUCCUUGAACUAUUGUAAAGUCUAAUUUAUAUAUUUAUUUGGGAAAGGACCACAAUACUACUUGUAUCUCAUUGACUAACAAGAAUAUAGAAGUGAGGAGGAACAUCUGAAGGGUCUGAUUUUGUAAAUUUUUUGGGAAUCCUCCAAUUCUAUAGUCUACUUGGCAUUUUGGUGCAACAGUGUUGCAGUUGAAAUAAAAGACUUUGGCAUCCUUCUUUGCCUCA
Molecule: messenger RNA, 2187 nt
Organism: Coffea eugenioides
Lineage: Eukaryota; Viridiplantae; Streptophyta; Magnoliopsida; Gentianales; Rubiaceae
Exons: 6
Coding region: 373-1794 (473 amino acids)
Source: RefSeq, a predicted model, not a curated record